AUGCGCCCAUUGACUGACGAGGAGACAAAGACGUUUUUUGAGAAGUUGGCGAAGUACAUCGGGAGAAACAUUAAACAGUUAAUCAGCAACAAAGAGGACGAGUAUUGUUUCCGUCUUCAGAAAGACCGUGUGUACUAUGUCCGCUUAGACGUCGCUAACAAAGCAAGUCCUUUUGCUCGUGACAGUAUCAUUUCUCUUGGGACAUGUUUUGGAAAGUUCACAAAAAGUGGACAAUUCAGAUUACAUAUCACUGCUCUCAAAUAUCUUGCUGAGUAUUGUCCAAACAAGGUCUGGGUAAAGCCAGAGGCUGAGAUGUCAUUCAUGUACGGCAAUCACUUGGUCAAAAGUGGUGUCUCCAAAAUUACUGAGGGGAUGGCCAAGAAUGUCGGGUGUGUCAUGUUUAAUGAAAACGAAAUUCCUAUUGGCUUCGGAACAACUGCUAUUUCAGGAAUCGAGUUCGCAAGAAUCGGCCUCACUUCAAUGGUUUGCUUUAAUCAGGGCGAUAUUGGAGAAUACCUUAGAGAAGAAGAUACUCUUAUGGUCCAGAACUAA
Molecule: messenger RNA, 552 nt
Organism: Entamoeba invadens IP1
Lineage: Eukaryota; Evosea; Mastigamoebida; Endamoebidae
Exons: 2
Coding region: 1-552 (183 amino acids)
Biological process (GO): ribosome assembly; ribosomal large subunit biogenesis
Cellular component (GO): preribosome, large subunit precursor; nucleolus; nucleus
Molecular function (GO): RNA binding
Source: RefSeq, a predicted model, not a curated record